Molecule: messenger RNA, 1198 nt
Organism: Suillus subalutaceus
Lineage: Eukaryota; Fungi; Basidiomycota; Agaricomycetes; Boletales; Suillaceae
Exons: 1
Coding region: 134-1096 (320 amino acids)
Source: RefSeq, a predicted model, not a curated record
CGCAACUUUUACAUCGAUACUUCUGGGUCAGCUUGGUUCCAGGAAUUGUCACCUCAGUCAUGCUUUUAUGAGAGGCACGUUUCGGGUAUCCUAGGCGAGAAUCGAACUCCAUCCAGUUCCACUGCACUCCUCGAUGCUCGCUUUUGUUUCAACUGCGGCUCGCCUGAUCACAUCGUUGGGUCCUGUCCUGAACAACAUAAUCGCCCCCUCAUCGCGCUGUCGCGGACAACUCUUCAAUUUUUUGCGUUCUGACUCGGACGGGGAAACGAGGGAACCGGGCAGGUUUCAUGUUGUUGAAGCUUGGAAGAAACAACGGCUUGAAUGGUUGGAGUUUUUUCAGCCCGGAAAGGUUGUUGGUCCCACCUUGCGCGAAGCUUUGGGCUUGCAGCAUGAAGACUCAGGUCGUCAGUGUGCAUGGCUAUAUAACAUGUCAUGUUGGGGCUAUCCUGCAGGAUGGAUAAGUGAUACCGAUCCAAGGGAUGCCGUUCGCCAAAGAAUUUUGGGAGACUUCCACACUCUAACACACGACCAUCCACUUGAGGAUGUCGAUGACUCUUUCCUCAUAAUUAGUGAUGAAGAGGACCGCAAAGUAAUCGACCUAAGUCUUGCAACAUCUUUCUAUCCUAAAUCAGGCGGGGACGAAACACCAGUUGUCGAUGAUACUUCGUCUGCCAAUUCUGAUUUGGAGCCUCGCUCAUCGACAGCCCGUAGGUGGGCAACAUACCCUAACGAUUAUUUCUCCUCAAACCACCUCACUGUCUAUAAUGGAAUGAUAUUCAUGCCAUCGGACCUCGCUACUUCUCGUCCCAGUAUUACCUUUACUGCAGAAAGAAGAGCUCUUUGGGAGCAAAUCAUAUCCGGAACUCAAUCUGCCAAAGCACUUGUUCCCCCUUGGAGAUUACCUGAGGCAUUUUCUUCGCUACAAUCGCACAUCGAGUAUCAACCACCUCCACCCCCAUCCACCCCCCCUCCACUGCCACCUUCUCCACCUCCAUUCCCGCCGCCGCCUGCACACCCUCAAUCUUGUGCACUUGUCACUGUCGCAGACGAUGACUCAAAUGACGGCGGACAUGGACAUGGAUCUUUCAGACGAUGAUUAACGCGCUUCACCACUAUGCUAGCAUGCUCUCGUACUUCACAAAUCAUAGGGGUAUCAUAUGAGUCAGUAAACUCCGCGAUGUUGCCCGUACUCGAGUUU